GAGAUCCAAUGAAGGCGCUCGUCAAAAAGACACUCGCCUACCUUGCCGCUCGCACAUGUCUCACUUUUGUUGAGAACGCAACAGCUACUAAUCGCAUUCGAGUGUUCCCAGGUUCUGGAUGCUACUCGAGCAUCGGAAUGAUUGGAGGGGAACAAGAUUUGUCGCUAGCCGAUGGCUGUGAUACGAUGGGAAUCAUCGCCCAUGAAUUCAUGCAUGCUCUUGGAAUAUUUCAUAUGCAAAGCCGCUUCGACCGUGAUUCUUUCAUUACAAUCGACUUGACCAACGUGCCGGCACUUCGAGGAGUCGAUCCUGAGCAACGUCGCGAGAGACUCAGAAACCUGCGACUCGUUGAUAUGGUCACUUCACCAGCGUCAACGUCAACCAACACCGAUGAUAAUCAAUCAAUCAAAGCGAAUCUAGCUUUUUUCUCCGGAGGUGGUCCAAUCCUUGAACAGAAUGGCAUCGAAGGCGUCAUUGAUUACUUGUACGAAGGUGAUAUCAAUCUCACAGAGGAGCAGCUUGCUGCCCUCGAAUCAAAACUGAACAAUGGCACAACUCGUCAAAAGCGACAAGCUUCCAAGGUUGCGUCCUUAUGGGCAAAUAAAAAAGUCUUCUACUACUUUGAUGCAAGCCUCGGAGAGCCAAUGAAAGCGCUCGUCAAGAAGACCCUUGCCUAUCUCACAGCUCGCACAUGUCUUACCUUUGUUGAAAACGCAACAGCUACGAAUCGCAUUCGAGUGUUCAACGGUUCUGGAUGCUACUCGAGCAUCGGAAUGAUCGGAGGGGAACAAGAUUUGUCGCUGGGCGAUGGCUGUGGUAUAACACUUCGAGCAGAAGAUCCCGAGCAACGUCGCGAGAGACUGAGAAACCUGCAAGCCGUUGAUGUGGUUACUUCACCACCAGGAGUGUCAUCCAACACCGACGAGAAUGACUUAAUUGAAACGAGCAUGGCCUCUCUUCUUGGAGGUGGCUCGAUUGUCGAAAAAAAUCGCAUCGCAGGGGGAACAGCUCGCUGCCCUCGAAGCGAAAUUGAGCAAAUGCACAACUCGCCAAAAGCGCCAAGACCUAUUCUAUAUGGACAGACAAAAAAGUCUUCUACUACUUUGAUGCAAGCUUCGGUCGGUGAUAACGGCAAACAAUCGAAGGGAGAGCCGAAGAAGGCCCUCGUCAAGAAAACCCUUGCAUAUUUGACCGCUCGUACAUGUAUCACCUUUGUUGAGAACGCUACAGCUAUGCAUCGCAUUCGAGUGGUCAGUGGUGAAGGACGUAAUUCGUUCGUCGGAAUGGUUGGAGGCGAACAAGAUCUUUCGUUAGGCGAAGGCUGCGAUACGAUGGGAAUCGUCGCCCAUGAAUUCAUACAUGCUCACGGAGUAUAUCAUAUGCAAAGUCGUCACGACCGCGAUUCUUUCAUUACAGUCGACUUGACUAACGUGCCGGUAGGUAUUUUUUAG
Messenger RNA from Haemonchus placei, 1451 nucleotides. The record is from the annotation of a GenBank genome assembly. Lineage: Eukaryota; Metazoa; Nematoda; Chromadorea; Rhabditida; Trichostrongylidae.